CAGCACAAAUCUUAGUUUGAGUUAAUUGUAGUACCCUAAAGAAAAGGAUGGAGUUACUUUUGGGAAUUCGUGGCUAAAACAAGUGCCAAAAUAUUCAACCUCUGCCCUGCAGUAAAGAAAAGGUCAGAAGCGCCUGCUGGUUCUUCUUCUUCUUCUUCUUCUUCUUCUCGUCGUCUUAAAUCCAAAGCAACGAGUACAAUAUCGUCCAAGAACGCACAAGGAUGCUGAGGGAUUUGGAUUUGGAUUUGGGUUCAGGAUCCUCUUUGUGAUAUAAACUUUCCUUUUUUGCUUGGGUGUGAAAGCAAGGGUUCUUCCUGUCGGAGCUAAGAUUUGCUCAGAUCUGCUCUUCUAUCUGAAUCUUGAGCUCUUCGGCGCUUUGCAUCUAUUAUCAGUUGUACAAAUUUCCAAGAACUUUAGGAAGAUGAAUGAAGCCCCAGGUGGAAGAUGCUGGUGCCAUGCCUGCCGUCGAGUAGUAAAUCCGGUCAUGGAACCGGAAGUCAAGUGCCCCCUUUGUGAUGGGGGGUUUGUCGAAGAGAUAGAGAGAGGGGGGCUCACUGAUUCUGACUCUGUUAGAUCCGAUCGGUCCUUCUCACUUUGGGCUCCAAUCUUACUAGAGAUGCUGGGCGAUUCUUCUCGGCAAUCAAGGUCUAGAAGAUACGAGGAAGAUGAGGACUCAGAUCAGGACCACGAGUUCGAAGAUUUCAUAAGGAGACGCCGUCGGAGAUCUGCCAUUAUCCAGUUACUUCAGAGCUUUCAGGAUGAUCAGAGGUCAGAGGGAGGUAACCUAGAGCGUGAAGUGGAUAGGGAAAUUGAAAGGAAUAGAGAUACAGAAAGGGAAAGGGUAAGGGAUAGAGAGAAUCUAAUUCUCAUCAACCCUUUCAGCCAGACUAUAAUCCUUCGAGAAUCCUUUGACACGGAUAGUACCGAAGGCCGGGAAUCCAAUAACGGAAUCUCCAGUGCAGAAUUUGGUGAUUACUACGUUGGAUCUGCAUUGGAUGUUCUUUUGUAUCAUUUAGCUGAGAAUGAUCCCAACAGGUAUGGCACUCCACCAGCUAAGAAAGAGGCAGUAGAUGCCUUGCCCACGGUGAAAAUUGAGAAAGCUCUGGGCUGUUCUGUCUGUCUUGACGACUUUGAGAUCGGUAUGGAUGCGAAAGAGAUGCCUUGCAAACAUAGGUUCCACAGUGACUGCAUCUUGCCAUGGCUGGAACUCCACAGUUCAUGCCCGGUUUGUCGAGCUCAGUUGCCUGUUGAUGAAUCAAAGGUUAGUGAUGGUGGCGGCGACGAGAGAGGUGAUAGAGGAGACGACAACCGACUCUGGGUCCCUGUCUCUUGGCCUUUCGCUGGGCUCUUCUCUAUAUCAGGUUCUCAGAACAGUGCAAACUCAUCCUCAAAUGCAACAGCAUCGUCUUCUAACUCUGAAAAUAGUAAUUCUCAUCGCGAGGAGAACUGACUUUGUUUUGUUCAUGCAUUGAAGGAACAAAAGUCUAACAAUAUGGUACAUUUGUUAAUAUCAUUCCUGGAAGUUUGUUCUUGACUUAGCUUCAGGAUGAAACUCUGUCGUAAAACAAGUAUUAUAUUGCAAUAGUUUGAGCUUUAUAGAGCUUCUUGUUGUCACUGUUGUGCUCUAUGUUUCUCUUGCUUUGUUUAUGGAAGAAGGAAUAAGGGAAUGUAAAUUAUGUGUACGCACCUUUUAUUAACAAUUAUGUGUAAAAGAUAUAUUGCAGAUGAAAUAUGUUCAGGAAUGGGUUUUCAAAUAUUUGGGCAUUUCUUCAAAUAUUUGGGCCCUUUUUGUG
This is a messenger RNA of Zingiber officinale, 1793 nucleotides long. Its product is annotated as E3 ubiquitin-protein ligase SIRP1-like. NCBI's taxonomy places the organism in Eukaryota, Viridiplantae, Streptophyta, Magnoliopsida, Zingiberales, Zingiberaceae. Bases 422 to 1450 code for a protein of 342 amino acids. Gene Ontology annotation, biological process: protein ubiquitination. Gene Ontology annotation, cellular component: cytoplasm. Gene Ontology annotation, molecular function: ubiquitin protein ligase activity. The transcript is spliced from 3 exons. The record is from RefSeq and is a predicted model, not a curated record.